CUGCAAGGCACCAACACACUGGCCAGUUGGCACCUGACUCCGGCCAUGGUCCCGUGACUCUCCCCAGGACUGAAGUCCAAGUGCCUCGUCCAUCACUCUCUAGCUUUUCUGUAGCUCUGAUAUUACGGCACAUUCAUCAGUUUCGGAAAUGGACUCAUCAUCCAAGCCAUGCAUAAAGCAAGACAAAACAGACAAGAAGAAUGAUCAAGACAGACAAGAAAGAUCCGACUGACCUGAUGAUCCUAUAUAGUCCGUCAAAACGUGGCAAAAAGGCCUGCACGGAAUGCAGACAGCAGAAGGCCAAAUGCGACGCCUAUCUCGAUCUUAGUCGCCCGUGCUCCAGAUGUGUCAAAGUCAAUGCACGAUGCGUCAUCUCCGAUCCUUUCAAGCGAGAGAAUAAACGCCAACGCCUCUCGAAUCUUCAACAGGAGGCAGAAGAAUUGAGACGGAAACUGCGAGCUUCACAGUCUUCCGAGAAUAUUCACUCCUCUCCUAUGGCCAUGUUGACGGCUGCCGCAGAGUUGGGUGAACAUCCCACCAGCAAUGGGCCAGCUGCAGUACAUCUGCCUUCAGUCUCUGCUUACCCAUUGCCACAUGCUUAUUCGAGCUCUCAGGAGGCUAGGGUCGAGACGGCUACCGUCAGGCGCAAUACAGAACCCACUACCUCUCGGACUCUGAAUGGGGUCACCCUGACAGGCGAGGAAGUCGACGAUAUCUUUCAACUAUUUUUUAACCACUAUGCACGAUUCCUACCUCUUUUUGACCCCCAUACCUCUCCAAAUUCAUACUAUGCCCAAUCACCUUUUCUCUUCUGGACGGUUAUCGGUGUUGCGUGCAGAAAUUAUUCUCAAAACCCGACAUUACUAACAGCCUUGCGACAAAGCAUUUCGGAAAUGGCACUGCUCACAGUUGCAUCAACAGCCGCACCUUGGCACAAUAUCAAGGGUCUCUUGCUUAUGCUAACUUGGCCGUUCCCAAAGGAUGUGAACUAUCCUGAUAUUACGUUUCCCUUGAGCGGGAUGUUGCUGCAUAUCGCCAUGCAGAAUGCACUACACAUUCCCAUGUCUAGUCAUGAGUUCUCAAGGGUUAAAAUUCCUGCACUAUCAGAGGCAGACAUGAUUCGGCGGUCAGAACUGUGGGCGCACUGCAUUAUUGUGUAUAAACUGACCUGCGUUUGCAAGGGGCAAUGUGCCAAUCCUCUUGUUAAUUUUGAACAAGACCCUGGUGAAAAACAGGUUCUUUUUCAUAAAAUUGACCCAUCUUUGCUGCUCAAAGUAAAGUGCCAGGAGAUCGUCGCUAAAUGCAGUGCGGCAGCCCUUGAGAACGGGAUGCGAAAUAUGUCUGCGGAUCAAGAACGAGCCUUGGAUAUUUUGCUUCGAAAUUUUGAGAGCCAGGCCAAUGAUCUUGAGGCGCAAGUGAUCUCUGAGGACGACAAACUCCACACUACCUACUGCCGUAUGAGUAUCCUGGCCCUGCAUUUUUUCAAGAACCAUACAUUAGUUUCUACUGGCUGUCUCCCGCGAAUCGUUAACACGGCCUGCGCGGUCGUUGAACAGGCAGAAGGACUGGGUAGACGGCUGAAUGCCAUAUCAACGGCUCCGAUGUAUGUCAGUUUUGGAGUCCUAAUUGCAUUAGUCUCGCUACUUCGAAUCUUAAAGAGCUCGGCGUCUCGUGGCAUUGAUGCUGAGCGAGCCAAAUCGUGUCUCUUCAAGGGCAUCAAUCUCGCGAAGCAGAUGUCGGUGGGCAGCACAGAUUUAGCUGCAAAAACAGUGGUAAUACUGAACCAGCUCUGGCAUAGCACCAAGGCAUUCCGGAAGUCGGAUGGCAGCGAAUACACGACGCUUCGCAUCCGUAGCCGACUAGUCCUCAGUCCGGUGCUUGAUGCGGUGUGGUGGUGGCGAGACGAAUUUGACGCUCAAUACCGGGCUAUGCUCGUGUCUCAGUGGGAGCCGGAUGGUUUGUCGAUUUCAGUCUGAGCCGAGUGUACCGUUUACGCUAACGAUAGGAACAACAGGAGUUGAAAACAGCCGUGAGCAUGUGGGCGCUACGGCACAUGCACCGGUAUGUCAAGUGGAACGGUCGGAGCCACUCUUCGAUGAUCAGUUCUUAGAGGACUUCGAAUGGGCCCUAGGAGAUGAUAGCAUAUUUCCACUUAUGGAACCAUACACGUCAGCUUGGUAGGGAGAAAUGUCAAGCAUCUAGACAUCAGAUAAGAUUUCAGAACUGGAGUAGACGCAGAUAUUCUGGGUAAGAAGCAAGCUUGACAUCGGAACCAUGCAAAAAGAAGAUGCUGGAGAUUAAAAGCAAAAUCCUACUCAAGAUUAUGGAAUCCGGCCUUAGCUGGAUUCAAGGGUCACAACUAGAUAUUGCUUCGCACAUGACCUAUUAAUGAUUUGUGUCUAACGGCAAAUAUGAGCACACUGUACAAGCUUGGAUUUAACAAAAUGGAGACUCAUGAAUUAAUCCUUGAAACGCCAUGAUAGUCACGUAAUCGCCAAUUCUAAUAAAUGAAGGUGUAAGAAAAACGCUAACAGAAAGAAUCUGCAAGUGGGAGAAAAAACGCUCAGCGCAGAAACUUCUCAACUGCACCCCCAAUAUUCUUUAAAUCCAGCAAAAAUGUAUCAUGCCCAAACAACGAUACAUCCUCCCCUAGUUCAAUAUGUUCCACGGUCUUGUUACCCACUGCGCGGAGUGUCUCUGCAAUUUCUCUCUGCUGCCACGCAGGGAAAAGACUGUCGCUUGCAACGCCUAAGACCAGGACAUGAUGGUUCUUCAGUGGUGCGAGGCCUGCAACGAGAUCAGACGAUAGUGGGUAGCCCGCUUGUCCAGAUUUGGUUCCCGCAUCGCCAGAUACAGUCUCUGGCACUGUCGCUGUUACCGAGGGUUGCUCCUCAUAGGGUUUCUCCGGUAGUGUAAGGCUGCAGGCGGCGUUGUCGUAUUGGAUAUUCUUCCCACCUUGGGCAAUCUUGCUUUCAUAUUCAGCUCUUCGCUUCCGGGUCUCUGCCUGAUGGGCGUAUCCAAGGUCGAAUAGAUCCAUGGCCUUGGAGACAUAGAGGAGGCUGUUCGGGUCGUAUUCAAGACAGAACUUCUCUCCUGCAUGGUCGAGGUAAGUCUCGAUCAAGAAAUCUGGACACAGGGCCGGUGGUUUCCCAGGAUCAGCACGCUUCCGUCCGAAUCGCUUCUCCCACUCCGGUCCACUCCUGUACGUCACCGUGGCGACUUCGCGGGCAAGCUUCAUCCCCGAAUGCGGUGGGAUGGAGCCGUAGUAGAAUCCUCGUGCCCAUUUAGGAUCCAUCAUCAAGAUCUGCCGCUGCGUAUGCCUCAUUGCAAUACUGUAUGGAUGACUCCGCGCGCAACCACUAAUACUCACGAUCUUGCCCACACGUUCCGGAAACAAAACACCCGCAGCAAGACUCUGCAUCCCGCCCAUACUCGAUCCAAUAGACGCAUAUAACCGCUGAAUACCCAGGAAGUCCAGCAAUCGAAACUGCGCCCUCACCAUAUCCUCCAGCGUCAAAAUAGGGAAGCGAGUCGCAUAUCUCUUCCCAUCGGAGGGAUCAAUCGAUGACGGCCCCGUACUCCCAUAACAACCACCAAUGACAUUGGUGCAGAUCACGAAAUACUUAUCCGUGUCGACAGGGCGACCGGGUCCGAUGAAUUUCUCCCACCACCCCGGUUUAGGGUUCUUUUCGGUACUGCGUGCAUGGCUCGACGCGGACAGUCCCGUGUGGAGGAGAAUCGCAUUGCUCUUGUCCACAUUCAACUGGCCCCAAGUCUCAUAUGCAAUGUCAAAUUCAGGCAAUACCCCGCCCCAAUCUAAUAAUAAUGGUUCGCUACAGGAGUAUUUCUCGUGGUAACCGGUGGUAUAUGAAGGCUCGGGACCGGACUGGAGGGAUCCAGCGGAGAGGAGAGCGGAUUUGGCAUCUUGUGCAUCGAGACAAGGGAAAGAGAGAGCGGGAUUCGAGGAAUCUUUAGGACAUGAUGACUCGGGAUGGCUCGCUCCUGCUGCUGUUGCUGUUACCGACGCCACGUGUGAGGAAUUUCGAUCUGUGUUGGUGUGCAAUGAUCUGUUCUGAUGAGCUGACGCUGUGAUUUGAAAUUGGCUUCUCCCCGAGAUGGUGCUUGCUGGGAUGUGUCUCUUGGCCUUUGCGGCAGCUCUGAGGCUGCGAGAAGCCGAGCGAGUAACGCUCUGGACGACGCUCAUCUUAAAGCUCUAGAUUGGGAUUUAUAAGGAGCAGGAAGUGCAAUAAUCAAUGUGUUGGAUAGAGGAUAUCAUCUCAAUGAGGCCUGGAAAUUUGACUCCAGAAUACUGCAUUGCCA
Monascus purpureus is the source of this 4320-nucleotide messenger RNA. The record is from the annotation of a GenBank genome assembly. Lineage: Eukaryota; Fungi; Ascomycota; Eurotiomycetes; Eurotiales; Aspergillaceae.